Nakaseomyces glabratus is the source of this 2604-nucleotide messenger RNA. It is a transcript of the gene IMH1, whose product is annotated as Imh1p. Lineage: Eukaryota; Fungi; Ascomycota; Saccharomycetes; Saccharomycetales; Saccharomycetaceae. The record is from RefSeq and is a predicted model, not a curated record. Gene Ontology annotation, cellular component: Golgi apparatus.
AUGUUCAAGCAACUAUCCCAACUUGGGAAGAAUUUGACUGAUGAGCUGGCCAAAGGUUUGACUGAUGACCUAGGGAAUGGAAGCCAGACCGAUUUAACUGCUGUUCCUGAUGACAAUAGUGGUUUGCCGCGCGAAGUACAGUUAAAGCUUCGAAAAUUCGAAAAAUAUGAACAAAAAUAUCCCUUACUUUUACAAGCUUAUAAGACUGAAAAGUCUAAGAGUGAGAAAAUAGAAGCAUUAGAGAAAAUAUUAGCUGAAAAUACACCUGUAGGGAACUUGGAUGAUGCUGUUGAAAGUUUGCCUACAUUCUUUAAGAAUUUGAAUGAUAAGAACAGCAUGCUAAAUGAAGAGAUUAAAAGAUUGACUAUGGAGCAAAAGAAAACGGAUAACGAUGAGCAGAAUGAUGCGAAUGAAGCAAAGAUUAGAGAAUUGGAAGAACAACUUGAAACUCAAAAUAGAAAUUCUAAAGAAAACUCCAAUAAACUUGUUGAAAAAGUAAAGUUAUUGGAAGAGGAAGCCCAGGCAAUGAAACUUGAAAAUGAUAAACUAACAAAAUCAACUGAAACUCAGUUGGCAGACAAGCAGAAGUUAAUUGAUCAACUAAAAGGUCAGAUACAAGAGCUCGAGGAUAAGAGUCGUGAGGCAUUUGAAAAUAGUAACGAUGUCACUGGUGAAACUGAAUCUUUAAAAAGUACAAUCGAUGAGAAGCAGAAAGAGAUUGAUAGUUUAAAAGCUCAGAUUUUAGAGAUUAGUACAAAAUCUCAAAAUACAUCACUAAUUAGCACUACAACAGCGUCUACUGGUAAAGGAAAAAAGAAAAAGAACAAAAAGAGCAAAGGUGGGGUAAAUAAUGCAUCAUUGCCAGCGCCAAUUGAAACUGCUAAUUUAUCUGUUGACAUGGAUGGAUUACAAAAUGAGUUGAAGGAUAUAAAAAUGAAAUGUGAAGAAUGGAAGGCUAGGUAUGAGGAGCUACAAUCCAGUAGCAAGUCUACAGUAGAGAUUGAAACAAAGAACUCGGCAUUAGAAGAAGAAUUGGUAAAAGUAAGAGAUUCACUAAAGCAAAAGAACAUUGAAAUAGAAGAAGUCAGGGAUAUGUUGAGAGAAGUUGGAAAUGAUCUUGUCGAUGCAAGAGAUCAAAUCAAGAAUGCUAAUAGUAAUGCUGGAAAGGAGGUAGAAGAAGUUAAAAAAGAACUAGAUAAUCUAAGAAGUAAGAAUGCUACUAUGAUAGAGACCUAUGAAAAAACACAAUUAGAACUAAAGGCCAAAAUUGCCUCAUUGAAUGGUGAAAUAUCAGAAAUGAAACUAAACCAAACUACAAUAUUGAAAGAGAAAGAAAUAGCAUCGAAGGACGCAAUUGAAAAAUUAAGUGACGAGAAUAAAACUUUGAAGGCCCAGUUAAAAGAUAUAAAUGCAAUUAAACUAACUCUAACUCAAAGAGAAAAAACUAUUGGAUAUUUAGAAGAGCAGGUUAAGCAGUAUAAUGAGAAAAAUGCUGUUGUUCAAGCUACCAUUGAAAAACUUGAAAAGGAGUUAAAGUCCAAAGAAUCUCAGCUUACAACAAUUCAAAAUGAAAAUGAAUCACUGAAAAAGGAAGCCAAAACUAAUGUGGUAUCUUUGGAAAACUACCUCAAAGAGAAUGGUAAAUUAUCCGAAAGACUCUCAAUUCUUCAAGAAAAAUAUGAUACAGCACAGAAUCUGAAAUCAAAUUCAAAUGAACAAGUUGAUUCUAUUAAGAGACAGUGCAAUGAAUUAAAUGUUAAACUAAAAGAAUCAAAUAAGCGUAUUAUGUCACUUGAGGACGAAUUGAAUGAAUAUAUGAAUACUUUACAGGAGAAAUCCCGAGAAUGUGAUACAAUGAGAAGGUUGAUCUCCGAUCAGCAGAAUGAGGAGAGUUCAGGUCGUCAAGAAAUUGAGAACAAGCUUGCCUUGUUAACAGAUGAGAGGAAUAAAAUGGAAUCUGAACUAGCAUUGCAAACCUCAAGAAAGAAUAGGGAAAUUCAAAAUUGGAAGAACAUGAAUGAUGAUUUGAAAUCCCAACUCAAUCAAUUACAAUUUCGCGAGAAGCAAUUGUUGUCUCAAAUUGAAGAUUUGAAUAAUAUAAGUCAAACAUUAAAGAGGUCAACCAACAAUGAUGAAGAUGAAUCUGGAGAGUUGAAAAAAGUUGCUGGGAAUUUAAAGGAGGCAUUACAAAAGGCAGACAAGAGGAUCAGCGAACUUCAAGAAUCCAACGAACAGCUUAUGAAAUUAAAUUCAGAUGCUAACAAAAAGUAUGAAAGACUCUCGAAUAAUUAUAGAACUUUAUCUUCUCAAUUAAGCACAUUACGAGAAAAAAGUAGCAUCGAUCGUUUGUCAAGACCCUCUAAUGAAUCUAUCAGAAGUCGUUCUAAUUCUGAGGUUUCUGUGACAAGUAAUAGCUCAGCAAAAAUAAGUCCAAGAGCUUCUGAGGCACAACCCGAUGUUAAUGAGAAAAUUGCAUACAUAAAGAAUGUUUUGCUGGGUUUCUUAGAGCACAAAGACCAAAGAGCGCAAUUACUUCCAGUUAUUGCUAUGCUGCUUCAACUAGAUAACAACGAUGAAAAGAGAUUAUUGAUGAACAUCAAGUAA